Bombina bombina (fire-bellied toad) is the source of this 1188-nucleotide messenger RNA. RefSeq names its product ubiquitin C-terminal hydrolase L1 (gene UCHL1). Gene Ontology annotation, cellular component: cytoplasm. Gene Ontology annotation, biological process: protein deubiquitination; ubiquitin-dependent protein catabolic process. Bases 333 to 956 code for a protein of 207 amino acids. Lineage: Eukaryota; Metazoa; Chordata; Amphibia; Anura; Bombinatoridae. The record is from RefSeq and is a predicted model, not a curated record. The transcript has 7 exons. Gene Ontology annotation, molecular function: cysteine-type deubiquitinase activity.
AGCCGACCCAUUUUUGGUUCAGAACCUGGGUUGCGCUUGCUGGCUAAAUGUAGCCACCAAUUAGCAAAUGCUAUCCUAUUUAAGUAAAAGGCUUAGAGGCAGCCCUUGUCUCAGGAGUGCAAGGGGUACUGUUUUGGAUUACUAAAUGUUACAUAUGAAUAAUACCAGGUAUGGGUUUUUUUUCCUCUAUAGGCUGUUCUGAUGUUUUAAAGUCUAUGUUGCAAUAUGUGACAAUACAUAUGUAACCUCUGGUGGGUAGUUCUGACUCAGUGUUAAAGUGGGACCAAUUUUUAAACCAGUUUUUUUUACUAAAUUGAUUUUUCCUGCAGGUGAUGGAUAAGGUUGGUGUUUUAGAUAGCUGGAAGUUUGUGGAUGUACUAAGUUUGGAGGAAGGAUUACUUUCAUCUGUUCCCACCCCUGUCUGUGCAGUGCUGCUGCUUUUUCCUCUCACUAAACAGCAUGAGAACUUCAGAGAAAAACAAAUAUCAGAGCUUAAGGAUAAAGAAGUGAAUUCUAAAGUGUAUUUUUUGAAGCAGACUAUUGGUAACUCAUGUGGUACAGUUGGCAUCAUUCAUGCUGUUGCUAAUAACAAAGAUAAACUGAGUUUUGCGGAAAAAUCUGUUUUAAAAGACUUCUUAGAAGAAUCUUCUGGCCUUAAACCUGAUGAAAGGGCAUCACUUCUUGAAAAAAAUAAGGCUAUACAGUCCGCUCAUAACUCUGUGGCAGCCGAAGGACAAUGUAGGGUAAACGAUGAGCUGAACUUCCACUUCAUAUUAUUUACUGCAGUAGAUGGCUCUCUCUAUGAGCUUGAUGGUAAGCUUCCAUUUCCUAUUAGCCAUGGCACUACAUCUGAAGACUCUUUAUUGAAGGAUGCUGCAACAAUCUGCCGACAGUUUACAGAACGUGAGAAGGGAGAAGUCCGUUUCUCUGCUGUAGCUCUUAGCAAAUCUGGAUAAGUUUUUCAUGAUCAGUGUCAUAUAGUUGAAAUUCUACUUAAGUACAGCUUUAAAUUAUUUAGUAAAUAUUUAGUUUCAUUGUACAUUGCUUGUACAAGAUGUGUGCAGUCAUCUGGAUGUCUGUUUUUUUUGAAGCAAUUUGAUCGAAUGCUUUUCACUAAUGCUUUGCUGCUGACAACUUUGAAGCACUUGUUCUGAGAAUAAAGUUGGCCUUUUAGGCACAGUUUUGUGA